This is a messenger RNA of Scutellospora calospora, 161 nucleotides long. The record is from the annotation of a GenBank genome assembly. NCBI's taxonomy places the organism in Eukaryota, Fungi, Glomeromycota, Glomeromycetes, Diversisporales, Gigasporaceae.
CAACAAAAACAGCAGCAACAAAAACAGCAGUAGCAACAACAGCAAUAGCAAAAAUAGCAGCAACAAAAAUAGCAACAACAAAAACAGCAGCAACAAAAACAGCAGCAACAAAAAUAGCAAUAGCAAAAACAGCAGAGGCAACAAUAGUAGCAACAAAAAUA